Messenger RNA from Amoebophrya sp. A120, 1644 nucleotides. NCBI's taxonomy places the organism in Eukaryota, Dinophyceae, Syndiniales, Amoebophryaceae. The record is from the annotation of a GenBank genome assembly.
UAUUAGUUGAAGCAUGACGGAGUUGGAGUUCGCUCAGCGACCUUUUUAUCCAGAAUGUUGUUUUUGAGGAGAUCUUGGACUUGAUUCCGUAACUACUAGUGCGUCGUGGUCUUCGAAGAAGAUUGUCAUGGUGAGGUUUCUACUUUUCCUCAUUUGGGCUACUUAUAAUUUUUAAACAGACAUGUUGAUGUCCUCCUCGUCUUCCAGCUCAUCUAACGGAAAAAUGCCACGCCGACGGCGAUGCCGCUUCGCCGUUUCAACAGCGUUGCUCUUCUCAACCCCUGCUCUGAGCAGCUACGAGUUCGGUCCCCCUAUAAUAACGCCCGACGGUGCUGAAACCCCCGAGGACAAAAAUGCUCUGCCAAAAGAACCCCAGUCCGACGAAGUGCUGGAAAACACGCCCUUUCCCUGCAGGGGGCGGGACGACUACAGCGGAUCGGAAAUCAAGGCCUGGAUCGACGAGCACUUGGCAGGCAUUCCCGAGCAGCCGAAGAACCAGAGGCGGAUGCUGUUGCUGAUGGGGGGCUCGGGUGCGGGGAAGAGCACGUUGGUACGGAAGUUGCGGGAGGAAUCGGAAUUUUUCAAGUCCAGCUUCUUGUUGCACGGUUUGGACGAAUAUUUGAAAUAUCUGCCGGAAUACCAACAGAGCCUCGCUACGGGGAAGAAGUACAAAGACGCCGCCGACGGGUGUUACAGUGCGGCGAUCAGGAUAGCGAAACGGGCGGAAGUGGUAGGCAAUGUUGAUGAUUUUCAUUUUUACCAAUAUUGGACUUUGGAGUAUGUUUUGUCUACCGGUUGCCCAUGCGCGUUCCUGUCUUGGGUCAACAUGCUCAAGUAAAAACACAACGGGAAAAAAUUUGAAAAGCAAUAGCGUCGAUUAUCUAUCAAACUCAAAACAGGAAAUUUUGAAGCGAGGAGUAAACCUCGUAUAUGAGGAGACCGGCAAGGACCUCGACCGGAUCCAGACGCGCGUUCUGCCCCCGUACGCUGCGGCCGGCUACCAAAUUUCCCUCGCGUUCGUCGCCGUCACGGAGGAAGUGGCGCUGCAACGAGCGCACGAGCGGUUUUUGCUCGAGGGCAGACACGCGGGGAUCGACUACAUCCACAAGACGUUUAAGAACCUGCAUGGAAACUUCUUCGAAUUGCAGGCAGACCCGAGAAUGCACACAACCUCGAUGUACUGCGACAACAGUUGUACCAAGUACAACCGCGACACGCCGCAGAACUGCAUGCUCUGCUGGGAAAUCAAGCAGCCGGAAAACUUCGACGCGCAUUUUCUGGCAUUGCCGGACGCAUUGGUAGAUGGGGAGGCAAGUUUCGUGGCACGAACGACGCCACUGGAUUACAUUACUGAGCGGUAUAAGCCAGAGCUUUAAGAGGUGUUGAAGCCUGCUGACUGGUCCAUAUUUUCGGGCGCCUGCUGAUUUUUCUUUGACUGACUAUGUUGUGGGGAACAAACACAAAGUGCAGAACGUGCUUGCGCGUGCUUAAGGAGCGCAGGCUGAGCAGGGCAGUUACCUUUCGCCGAAAAGCUUUUUUUGUCACGUCAAAAAUAAAUUAUGGACACACCACUGACUUUGGAUACAAGGCGAUGUUCGAUUUUCGUUGCAGUUCUCCUGGCUGCACAGAUAUCGCGUUUCUGAU